AUGGGUGCUCUUUUAUCCCUUCCGCUGCUGGCGGUGCCCAGUAUGGGCACGCUCAUCACCCUUGGGACGUCAUGCUGUGGAGCCGCGACCUGCUCUGCCGUCUGCAGUGCAUGUGGAAAGUUUCAGAACAGUAUGGCGACUCGAAUCGCAUACGCCUUUAUCCUCUUGGUCAACUCUAUCGUCUCCUGGAUCAUGCUUACUCCAUGGGCAAUGAAGAAAUUGCAACAUCUCACUCUCGAUUAUAUGGAAAUCCGAUGCGACGGGAAGGAGUGCUACGGAUGGGUCGCCGUCCAUCGCAUCAACUUCGGUCUCGCUCUGUUCCAUCUGAUCCUUGCCCUCUUACUUCUCGGUGUCAAAACAUCUCGAGAUAGCCGCGCCGCCCUCCAGAAUGGCUUUUGGGGUCCUAAGAUCAUCGUCUGGCUCGCGUUGGUGGUCAUGUCAUUUUUCAUCCCAGAACCCUUUUUCUUCGUCUAUGGCAAUUACAUCGCCUUCUUCUGCGCCAUGCUGUUCCUCCUACUGGGCUUGAUCUUACUGGUAGACCUGGCCCAUUCAUGGGCAGAGCUUUGUCUCCAGAAGAUCGAGGAUAGCGACUCGCGCCUAUGGCGUAGUCUCCUCAUCGGGUCGACUCUUGGCAUGUACGUGGCUUCGAUUGUCAUGACCAUUUUGAUGUACAUCUUCUUUGCCCGCAGUGGAUGCUCGAUGAAUCAGGCUGCCAUCACGAUCAACUUGAUCGUUUUCCUGAUCAUUUCAUUCGUCUCGGUUCAGCCCGCCGUCCAAGAAUCCAACCCGCGAGCGGGAUUGGCACAGGCUGCUAUGGUCACCGUAUACUGCACCUAUCUCACCCUUUCCGCUGUCUCGAUGGAGCCGGAUGACAACAACUGCAACCCCUUGAUCCGCUCUAGUGGCACGCGUACCGUGACUAUCAUCUUGGGUGCCAUUGUCACCAUGGCUACCAUUGCCUACACUACGACUCGCGCGGCUACUCAAGGCAUCGCUCUUGGGUCCAAGGGUGGUCACGACUAUAGUCAGCUGGGCACCGAAGAUAACGAGCAUGGACUGGUUACCCAGCAGCCCAACAACCGCCGCGAGAUGCGUGCAGAGGCUCUCCGGGCGGCCGUUGAGAGCGGCAGUCUGCCGGCCAGUGCUCUGGAUGAAAGUGACGACGAAGAUGAGUUUGAGACCAGUAGCAAAGAUGACGAACGUGGUUCAACUCAGUACAACUACUCUCUUUUCCAUGUUAUUUUCUUGUUGGCCACGACUUGGGUGGCUACCUUACUGGCACAAGGCCUAGACCUCGACACCACUAUGGACUUUGCGCCCGUCGGCCGGACCUAUUGGGCCAGCUGGGUGAAGAUUGUCAGCUCCUGGGUUUGCUAUGCGAUUUACCUGUGGACAUUGGUUGCGCCUGUUGUGCUGCCUGAUCGUUUUGCUGCUUGA
Penicillium argentinense is the source of this 1437-nucleotide messenger RNA. Its product is annotated as serine incorporator domain-containing protein. The record is from RefSeq and is a predicted model, not a curated record. Gene Ontology annotation, cellular component: membrane. Lineage: Eukaryota; Fungi; Ascomycota; Eurotiomycetes; Eurotiales; Aspergillaceae. The transcript has 3 exons. Bases 1 to 1437 code for a protein of 478 amino acids.